AUGAAGCUCAAAACGGAUGGUUUGCAAGGAUCCAGUACGAACGUUAACCGGAAACGGAGCAAUUUCCUGACGCUGGUGGAGAAGAAAGAAGCAAUUCGUGAGGCGGUGGACAAGUUCAAGGAAUAUGGUGUAAAUAAUCGAAAAACAUUGAAAGAGCAGACGUUCCCUUUGCUGGAAGAAGCUCUUUACAUCGGGAUUUUACAGCAGCGGCAGUCCAACAUUUUGUUGACAGUGGAUAUUCUUAAAGCAAAGGCGGAGCUGCUGUUUAAGAUGUUCCAGGGCCGGGGGCUCUAUGCGGUGCACGGUUUUUCUGCUUCGGAUGGCUGGAUGCAUCGUUUUAAGCAGCGGUUUGGAUUGCGCGUGAAAGCCGUAACAGGAGAAAAGGCAUCGGUAAACGUUGAAGCGUGCCUAAAUUUCAAGAAGGUUCUACAGAAGAAGAUUCAGGAAAUGCAGCUAUCACUAUCCCAAGUCUUUAAUGCAGAUGAAUCUGCCUUGUUCAUCAAGCUCCUAGCCACACGCUCUGUCGUUACCUGUGAUGAGACCGUGGCAAGCGGACGGAAGCAAAACAAGACAAGGUAUACGUUUAUGCCUUGCUCCAACAUAGAUGGUUCCCUAAAGCUUCCGUUGCAUUGUGAUUCGCCAUAA
Toxorhynchites rutilus septentrionalis is the source of this 645-nucleotide messenger RNA. RefSeq names its product tigger transposable element-derived protein 1-like. Gene Ontology annotation, cellular component: nucleus. NCBI's taxonomy places the organism in Eukaryota, Metazoa, Arthropoda, Insecta, Diptera, Culicidae. The record is from RefSeq and is a predicted model, not a curated record. Bases 1 to 645 code for a protein of 214 amino acids. The transcript is spliced from 3 exons. Gene Ontology annotation, molecular function: DNA binding.